Messenger RNA from Lutzomyia longipalpis, 2102 nucleotides. RefSeq names its product ubiquitin-conjugating enzyme E2 variant 2 (gene Uev1A). Gene Ontology annotation, cellular component: nucleus. Gene Ontology annotation, biological process: protein K63-linked ubiquitination; DNA damage tolerance. Lineage: Eukaryota; Metazoa; Arthropoda; Insecta; Diptera; Psychodidae. The transcript is spliced from 4 exons. Bases 223 to 651 code for a protein of 142 amino acids. The record is from RefSeq and is a predicted model, not a curated record.
CAUGUCUCAGCACUUGGGAGGAAAGUCUUAAAGGGGUAGUCAGAGAGGCAAUUUUGAUGAUAAUUUUGUGGCAAAAGGAGGAAAUUUGCAUUGAAAAUUGCGUGUAAAUCAAUUGGGGGGCACACUGAGCUGGGUGACUGUGAGUAAUUUGUGCAAACAACAAGCCGGAAAGGAAUUGCUUUUGCCAGCCAAGGAUCAGACAGAGGGUAUUUUUCAUUUACAAUGGCGAAUCCCACAGUUGUGGUGCCACGGAACUUCCGACUCCUGGAAGAGUUGGAACAGGGUCAGAAAGGCGUUGGCGACGGCACGAUCUCGUGGGGAUUAGAAAAUGAUGAUGAUAUGACUCUCACGCACUGGACGGGGAUGAUCAUUGGUCCGCCCAGGACGCCGUAUGAGAAUAGGAUAUACUCACUAAAAAUUGAAUGCGGCGAAGGAUAUCCAGAUGACCCGCCAGUGCUUAAAUUCUUAUCUAAAAUUAAUAUCAAUUGUAUCAAUCAAAGUACAGGAGUGGUUGAUCAUAGACUAGUUCCAAUGCUGGCCCGAUGGAAUCGAGAGUACACGAUCAAAUCAAUGCUACAGGAAAUCCGUAGAAUUAUGACAAUGAAAGAGAAUUUAAAGUUGGCACAACCUCCAGAGGGCAGCUGUUUUUAGUGCUCCCCAUAAGUGAGUGAGAGAGAGAGAGAAAAGUGGGAGAAAAAAGUGGAAAAUUUUGUGUUUUUCUUUUUUCUUUCAAAAUAAAAGUAAAAAACCUUAAAUUUUUCAACACGAAAGACGUAAAAAUGAUGGAUAAAAUUUUCACACCACGGCUAAAAAAAAAAAAGAAAUAACUAUAUCCACUAUUAUUUAGGAGUUUUUUUCCUUCUUUUUUUUAAUAUCCUUGUGUUUUAUUUUUUUUGUGAGAAUAUAUAAUUUAAUAAAUAAUGAAAAAAUAAAUUCAAUGAGUGCAUGACUUUUGGCAAAAAAAAAUACUUGAAGGAAUAAUUUUUUUUAGUUCGAUGCAGGAUUUUUGGGUUUUCUUUUCCUUUAGAAACUUCCUUCAAAAAAAAAUUAAGUCAGGCUAUUUGGAGAAAAAGAAAAAAAAUGUAAGAAAAAGAUAUAAGAAAUUUUAGAGAGAAUAAAAGAGAGAAAAAAAAUGUUAAGUUAUUAUUUUUUAUAAAUAAAAAAAAACAGCGAGAAUUGUGUAUAAAUGGCUUGGAGAAGGGAUUACUUGUAGUUCACUACACCACAAUGAAGGAUAUGAGAGAUGUUGGCGAGAAGAAAGUUUCCAUUUCCACGGAGAAAUAGAAGCUUUUUUUCGUUCUAAAAAAAAAUUUAGAAGAAAACAUCUCACAAUGAGACAAUUUGAUGGAAGAAUUAAGAAGAAAAACACACUAAAACAUCAAUAAAAAAAUAUUUAAUCGCUCUAUAAUAUUCUCUAAAAAAAACAAGAUUUAUGAUAUAAAUGGAAGCAAAGAUAGAACGUUGAAGAAGUUAGAAUAUUGGUCAAUUUUUUCUCUUUUAGGUUUUCUUUUUUUAUUUCAUAUUCACAUCAUUCGUUUUUGCCCUCUCCGCCCCCUCCCUCAAAUGAGAUACAUUGCGCGAGAUUCUUCUAAUAGAGAGAUUCUUUUUGUCUUUUUUUUAGACAGUAAUAUAACAAGAAAUAAAAUUCUCAUUAAAAAAAACCCCCAAAAACCCUCCCCAAAAUAGAAUUGUCUAAAUAGUGAGACAAAGAUAAAAAAAAAGAAAAUUAAAUAAAAAAAAUAUUUCAACACAUUUAAUUUCUUAUUUAAACAAGAAAAAAAAGUAAAGAAUCCAAUGAAAUGAUAAAUAUAGCUUCAAUUAUGUAAUUUAAAUGAGGAAAAAGAAUGGAAAAGGAGGAUAGAAGGAUGAAAAAAAUGUGAGAAAUUUUACUUUGAAUGACCCAAAAAAAAACAGAAAAGAAAUCCUCAUAAGAACAAUAUAGUUUAAUGGAAAAAAAACUUGAAAAAAAAUGGUAAAGCGAAAAAAUUGUAAGCUAAGUAAAAAGAAGAAAAAAAAAUGAUAAAGAAAACACCUUAAAAUGUAAUAAAAAUCAGCUUUUAUCUUGAUAUAAUGCAUAUGAAAUAAAUUAAUUUUAAAUUUGA